This is a messenger RNA of Desarmillaria tabescens, 916 nucleotides long. RefSeq lists its product as uncharacterized. The record is from RefSeq and is a predicted model, not a curated record. The transcript is spliced from 7 exons. Lineage: Eukaryota; Fungi; Basidiomycota; Agaricomycetes; Agaricales; Physalacriaceae. The coding region runs from base 1 to 882 and encodes 293 amino acids.
AUGCAUGACCUAAUAGACCAUGGCACGGCGUAUCAUCGUACGCACCUUGACCUUCCCAAACAACGGCUGCUCGAGCGAUACCGUCUGACUUAUUUCGAUUCAAUACAUGAUGGCCAUUCCGAGCUGUGGUGGCAAGGGUUCAUAGAAAUCUACACCGAAGAAUAUCCAUGCACCGUGCUGGAUCGACGCUUUACUUCGCAGGCUCGCUACGAAGAGAGCGUUCGCUUGUUGCGAGAGGUAUUAGAACAGUGGAUGGAUGUGCGUGGAGGGAGGAUUGCCAAGCUUACUGCUUACUAUAGCACUGACCACCGGGACACCAAACAUGGCUCCAAUACCUCUUGCCCCACAGAUGUCUUAGAGACGAACAGUUCGGUUCAUAGCGAGAGGGAAGAUCCUCAGAGCGACGGUAUUCAGCAUGCUACCACUGGUCGCAUUCUGCAGUGGAGGGCCAGGGUUGCUGAGGCGGCGGCAACGGCGUAUGACACAGGGCAUAUGAUGGUUAAUGCGUGCGGCAUUGCUAGGAGAAAGAUCCAAGACAAUCAGCAUCCUGACGCAUUGAAGGAGCAAGGUCCACGCAUCGCCUUCUUCCCAUAUAUUACGUUCAUUCACCUGGAGGGUAAGAACUUUCGCUCAAUAACAGACACCCGAUCCUUGGAUGCUCGUAAGUGUUCUGGUCCUCUGUCAAGAGCUGCAGGGAAUGACGCGAUGAGCACAAGAUCAAGACAUGUGUCACGAGAGUUAAUUCACAUUGUAUCCCACCGACGCAGCCCAGAUGCAUCCCUGUCGGCCGAUGAUAGCUGCUUUGGCGAUCCUGCCAUUACCGACAAGGCUGGUAUGAAUAAAAGUAAACGAGUAGGAACAUUGCGCCAGGACAUUAUCUAAGGAGGAGAAAGCGGGAUAGAGAGAAAGAAACACU